Hibiscus syriacus is the source of this 471-nucleotide messenger RNA. RefSeq lists its product as uncharacterized. The coding region runs from base 1 to 471 and encodes 156 amino acids. NCBI's taxonomy places the organism in Eukaryota, Viridiplantae, Streptophyta, Magnoliopsida, Malvales, Malvaceae. The transcript is spliced from 2 exons. The record is from RefSeq and is a predicted model, not a curated record.
AUGCGGAGAUGUUACUGGCCUCCACCUCCGCCACCUUCUCAACAACAACAAUCACGACCUUUGCACAAGCAGCGUUCGUGGUCUCCCGAAGUGGAGCGAGACGAGACAUGGCUGAGGCGGAAGGAAAGCUACGGCGAUGGCCCCCGUCGGUCUCAGAGUUUCUCGAACGACGAUUUGGAGGAGCUCAAAGGUUGUAUCGAGUUAGGUUUCGGUUUCGAAACGAACUCGCCUGAACUGUAUCUGAAGCUCUCCGAUACUUUACCCACUUUGCCAUUUUACUGCGCCGUUAAUCGUCAAUACAGUUGUCGACUGCUGAGGACUUCGUCCGCAUCUUCGAUAGGCUCUUACAAUGACGCCGGCGACAACAUAAUCGAUAAAGGCGAUGAUCCUGAGACGGUUAAGACUAGGAUGCGACAAUGGGCGCAAAUGGUGGCUUGUUCGGUGCAGCAAUUUUCCGGGAAUCCAAACUGA